UCCUAUUGUUUACAGACGACCUGGGGGAGGCGAGACGGACGCCCUUAGGAGGCCAGCGGGACGCCUUUUUAACGCCAUUUAACGCCCCAGCACUCUCCCGCCGCCACGACCUCCACGCCGCAUGCCCUGCCAACACCUAGUCGUCAAUGACAGCAUUAUGAUGGAAAUAAGCAAAGAUGGUGGACACUGUGUCUGCUGAGGAAAGGAGGAAGGAGCUUCUGGAAGACUCUCAAAAGUACACAUACCCGGAAGACUCAGCAAGUAUAAAGCUACGAUAUAAAGACACGGCCCUUGUGUUAUUUAAGGAAGGUCAUGACGAUCCCAAGAGCUUCCUCUCAUUUGGGACGCGGAGGUCCUCCUCGGUGAGUCAGUAUGGAAAUACUCCUCUCAUCGUCCGCAGGUCCCAGAGUUCAAAUGGUGAGCUCUCCAUGGUCGCUGAACAGUGGCCUUCUAUCAGUUGCAGAACCUCAGUAAGUAAUUAUACUUUAGUAGAGGCUGGAGAGAGGGAUGACGACGAUAGCGAGACGGAGGAUGAGCUGGAUGUUGCGGUCAAGAACAUCAGCGGCGAAUUACAAGACCUGAAGGAGACAGAGGAGAGUGAGGGCAGUGUUGCGGAUGGCAAUGAGGAUGCCACGAGUGAAAGUGGCAAGCAGAGUGUUGUUAUCAGAGGGACCAAGGGGAGUGAAACAACGUUGGAAGUGACAGAAAAGCAGCAGCAAGCAAGUUUGGCAGAAGAAAAGGGCACCCCACUGCAGGCUGGAGAGUAUGAAACCAGAAAGAGCUUCAUCCACUAUGACCUGCCAAUACAGAGGCCCAAAUCAGUUGAUAAAGAGAAAAAUGAUAAGAUUGGUGAUGAGAGCCAUGACCAGGAAAAGUCUGUUAAAGAGCAGGAGGAUGAAACGCAUGAAGUUCAGGCUCAUGAUGAAAAACAGGGAGAUUCAGCUAAAGAAACCGCCAAAGAUACGGGCAGAGAAAUUAAGUUGAGUGUAGAAGACCAAGGUGAUAGUGCUGAUGAAAAGCAAGUGGAAGAUAGGAGUGAGUGUCCAUCACCAAAAGCUGAAGAGUCUCCUGUGGUGGAUGCUGUAGCCAAAGACAAGGAAAGCACAAAAACAAUAGUAGAAUAUUCAAUUGUCGAAUCUCACAAAGAGAGUGUCCUUAAAAAGGAUGAACCUUUGGUGGAUACCUCACCUGGCCGCAGAAAUAAUGGGUCUUCCUCUCUUUGUCAGGAGAAAGUUGGUCAAGAUCCCUUUAGCCAGAGAUAUUCUCAAAUCUUUAGAACAGAAUUAAAAAUUGUGGAAGCUUCAGACUUAGAGUCAAAUACUAAGUCUACCGUACUCAAGGUUCAGCCGUCUGAGGCUUCAGCUAUAGCUGCCAAUGAUGAAGAUGAGGAUGACGAUGAUGACAUAGAAUUUGUUGAUGCAAUUUCUCCAGUUUCCCCAAAAAUAGACAUUAGAAGUGAGGGGCAGAUUCUUGCCAAACAGUCUGUAGCAGGAAAAGAGGAAAAACCCACAGUUGCACCAGAUGCAUCAAAGACAAGUGAAAGGGCUAGAACUCCCUCUCUUCCCCCACAAGUUACUACAGGAAAAGAGGAAGGUCAGACCAAAAAGGAUUCUGCAAAUGAUUUGAACAAAUCUUUUGAUCCAGAAGAAUCCACUAAAUUCCUCGACCUGCCAGUCCGAAGUCCCACUCCACCCAAGAAAAGUCCGAGAAGGUCGCCAAGAAGUCCCAAGAGCAAAGAGGCAAGCAAGAGUCGUCAUUCCUCGCUGGUUUCGCCCCUGGACCCUGAACCUCAAGCGGUGGCUCGAAAGGGGACUAGAUCGGCCUCUCCAACCACCAAGACGAAAGAGCACGGCAGAGUCUUCACGUUCUCCUUGAAGCGAGAGAAGAGCAAGAGUGCCUCGUCUUUGCAUUCAAGAAGAAGUAAGGAUAAAGACAGGUCUUCGGUCCAAGAGGAAAAAGAGGCAGGAAUGAAGCAUCAGGUCCUCUUGCAUGGCGAGAGUGAUGACAUGCAGCUUGAGUCCCUUGGGAAAAGAGUUGGUGUCAGAAGCAUGGUCAUUGAUGGAACAAUCAAGCGCAACUUUAUUGUCAUACACCCAUCAGAUGAGUCGGACACCAUAGGGCUGGCACCAAGGGCUGUCAUUUCAAAUGGUGAUGGUAAUGCACAUAUCAGAACCCCCAAAGCACUUUCAAGUGUGAAGUCUCACAUUUCAGGUCUCACAUCCAACAAAAUUGAGUCAGUCCAGAAAAUUUCUUUGAAACAUGACAUAAAGGAAGAAUUGACAGACACAGUAAGGGAUUCAGUCUCCUCCCCUACAACACUGGGACCAGUACCAAAAAGGUCGCGGUCAAGAAAAACUAAAAGCACUGACAAAAUCCGUGCAAGUUCACAUUCCCUGUCCAGUUACCCUGCAAGUGACAACCAGUUGCAGAGAACAGCAUCAGGGAUGUCGGAGGUGGAUUGUGAUUCUGUUAACAUGUCUUCACAAAGCUUGCAUGUCAGCACAAAUAAAAUCACAUCAAAACUGUGUAGUAUUAUGUGAAGAUUUUAUAUUAUUUAAAAGACAGAAGAACUAUAUAUUUGUUCAUUUUGAAAAUAAAAAUAGAUUUAACUUUUAGAAGGGCUACAAAGAAAAGAAAGAAACAUUUAUAUUACAUUACAAGAUAUAUUGAGAAUACUGGCUGUAGUCUGGACACUGAGAGUCCAUGUAGUCGCUGUUGUUCACUGUCUCGGAAAGUCACAAAGCGCAAAUUACUCUGUGAUUUAUUGGUGCCAUGAGGAAUAAGUAGACAGUAAUCAAAAUUGUUUGUCUCGUGAAAUAUUGUUUGGUCGGCCUUGGCACCUGUUGAGCAGGUUUGUGACAUGUUUCCUUAUUGUCUUGCCCCAUUUUGUAUAAAAAAAGAAAAAAAGGAAAAGUUAUUUUUGAUCAAACUCUUUCAUUCAGUAACUUGUAAGGGUGUUUUUUAUAUUUACCCAUAGAUAAUUUUGAUCAUAGAUGAUAUGAUUUAAGAUGUACUCUCUCUUCAUUGGCUUAUACUUUACGGUCAUUGCAUUUACUCUGCUUUUCAAGGUAUAAAGUGCAUUAAGAUUGAAUAUGCAUGAAUUGCAAGUGUUAAAGGGAGAUGUGGAAGUGAAAUGAUACAAGUUUUGCGUAAGUCUUUUAGGACUUUUUGGACUGAAGUUAAAGUUACUCUGUUCUCAGGCCGUGGUUUUUUUUUUCUUAUUUAUGACUGUGAAUUAUUACAGGAAGGAAAUGGUUGUGAAAAUUGUUAUAUUGUUUGCUGUCAGUGUUCUUGUUCUGUUUUUAUAUGCAAGGAGUUUUUGUUUUUAUUAUUUAAUGGAUGUGUUCACUCUUAUUUAAUUUUGAAAUGCAAUAUUUAAAGUGUUCAUUUUCACAUUUCCAGAGUUUUUAGAUAUUGCUUUGCAUGCUUUGGAAAGAUAUGCUUAUUUAUUACACAAAGUUGUCCCCAUGAAUUGUAAGACAGUGGUGAACACCUGUUGUUUGUUUGUUAAAAGUUUCUGAUAGCUUAUAUUGUAAUUUUUUUUAUAUGAUGCACAUUCAUGUCAUCUUCUGUGUUGCAGAAUAGAUAUUGAGUAUGCAGAUACUGAGCACUGUAAAGCAUAUGCACUCCAGUUAAUCAUUUUAAGAUCAUCAACAGUUAAAAAGACUGACAUAGCUGGUGUUUAUUUGCCACAGUAUUACCAGAGAUCUGGCAACCAAGUCUCUGUUUUGCAAAGCCUUCAUUUUGUUAAGUUUCAUCUGUUGGUUGGCUGGCAGGAGAUGGUAACAAUAGGUUUACCUUUAAGGAGUAUAGAUUAACGGAAAAUUUUCUACACACACAGGGAAAAUCACUGGGAAAAAGUGUGGGGAAAAUAUUUUGUUUUGAACUUUUAUUUUCCUUAUUUUGAGGUAGCUGUCAUGCCUUUUGCCUUACUAUGUUAAUGAAAGAAAGGAUGCCAUGGAUGUUCCUAAGCCACCAAGCAAUAUGCAUAAAUGUCUGAUACUUACAUGUGUUCAGUCUUUUAAAAUAGUAUGAUGUUAAUUCUCUCUAUUCUUAUCUUUAUUUAUUGUAAAGGACUAAAAUUAUGGUCUUUUCUCUCCUUUAGGAAAUUCGUCUAGUCUCUUAUAAAAUAGAAAAUAAAUUUCAUAAAAUGACACAUGUAGCAUAUCUUUGUUAAUUUUUAUAUCUCUGAUGAAAAUUUAAUCUCGGUGGCAUCUCCUUAGAUGUGUAAAAAAAGGGAAUCAUGUAUAUUCAUUAUUAAUUAAGAGCAAGGGUCAGUGUGUGUUCAUAUGCAUAUUUAUAGUCUAAUGGGCCAUCUCAUGAUCAGUGCGUGCGCAAACACUGCACAAAAAUUGGAACAAGUUCAGAAGCAGAAUUAGGCGCCAUUUUAUUGUGCCAUGAUAGGAUUUCUAAGUGAUUACGAUUGAUCUGAUAAAAUGGGGUUUUGAUAUCUCUGUUUGAAGGGAUCAGGAAAAAUACAGUAGAUACAUCCAUGUAUUUAUUUAUAUAUAUAUAUUUUUUUCAUUCUUUCUUUAUCUUUUUGUAUUAUUAUUAUAAGCCUUGAUUGUCAAAAGGUCACAUUGCCAGAUAUCUGAAUUUAAGGCAGAGCAUAGCUGUGACGGUUAAAUACUUUGCUGUUGAAGUUUAUUUUUUAAUUUAAUUUAUUUUUUUCUUUCUAUUUUUCACAUUAGUUAUUUUUGGUAAGAGAGGGUAUCCAUCAUAUACUGGUGAAUACAUUGGGGAGAUCUUGGCCAUAUUAUUGCCAUAUUAUUCACUGAUCAUUGUUGUGGUUUAUUAGACAAGAAUAAGACUUGUGUAGCCAAUCAACAGACCAUAUUGUGUGUGCAUGUGUGUGUCUUUUCCAAGUUGUUUUGUAGGCUGAUAGGUCAUGUGAUCUUAAGAGAUAUGCAGUAUACUGUCAUACCAACACAUAUUGUGAUAUAAUUAUUUGGAGCAUUUCGAAGUGAUAUGAUCCUUAGGUCUCGGUUAUAUAUGCCCUUUACUUCCUUUCAGUAUUAUUUUGUAUGAUACCAUUACCUUAUUUUUCACUUUUUCUCAUUUUGAUGUGGUAGCAAAGGAGAUAUAGAUGAGUGGGAAUGUAAUCCAUGACAUAACUUUGUUACCGAUAUGGUUUUUUAUUCCCACCCCCCCCAUUUUUUUCAGGCUUAGCUUGUGUGUUUUUUUGUUUUUUUUUAUGUAGAUGAAUAUUUGCUUUGAUUUUUUUUUUGCUAAAGAAGUUACAUUUCAUUUGUCUUUCACUCUUCACUGGUGCUUCCCUCUUCCUAUUUAUUUAUUUUCUGUUGCACACGUACCACAUUUAAAUGAUCAGUGACGUGGAAAGCUUUGGAUACGAGUUUUUCCAUCAAAUGGAUAAUUGAGGUGCUUUCCGCUGGAUUUUCUAGACUGUGCAUUUCCUUUAUAUAGAUAUAUGAAAGUGAGAUGAUCCCAAAGUGUUGUGUAUCCUUGUGAUAAAGAUUUGUGUGUGAUGAUGUAUAGUCUUCUGUCUGGUGGAAAGAAAAUAUCCUUUUUGUAUGUGAGAGUUUUCGGAUUAGGGAAAACUGGAGCACCCUGUUUGAUAGCUUCUUUAGGCAUUCAUUCGUAAUUCAUAGUAACAUGAAUUGUAGGAGGAGGACUGUAUAUCUAUAAGGGUAGAGUGAGAGUGAGAGUGUCUGUCUGUCUGUCUGUCUGUCUGUCUGUCUGUCUGUCUGUCUAUAUGAGUGUUUGUCUACAUGUGAGUUAAUAUGUGUGCUGGCAUGCAUGCAUGUGUGUGUGUGUGUGUGUGUGUGUGUGUGUGUGUGUGUGUGUGUGUGUGUGUGUAUGUGUAUGUGUAUGUGUGUGUGUGUAAAGCUGCAAGUAUAUAUAUUGUGUGU
Molecule: messenger RNA, 5870 nt
Organism: Penaeus chinensis
Lineage: Eukaryota; Metazoa; Arthropoda; Malacostraca; Decapoda; Penaeidae
Product: myb-like protein V
Exons: 3
Coding region: 177-2540 (787 amino acids)
Source: RefSeq, a predicted model, not a curated record